AUGGCCACCGACUACGAAUUCGAAGGAUGGAUGGGCGAGGAUGAGUCCUCUGCCGAGGGCAACAUGGUCUGGCAGAAGUACGAGCCUAAGACCUGGGAGGAGACAGAUGUCGACAUUCGGAUCACCCACUGCGGCAUCUGUGGCUCCGACAUGCACGUCCUUCGCUCUGAAUGGGUAAGCCUACUCGACGUCUACGCCAACGCCAACACAGGGACUGAACACAGGGACUGCAGGGCUGACCCCGUUUUCGACCACAUGCAGAGGCAAGCCCCCUACCCCGUGGUCGUGGGCCACGAAAUCGUCGGCGUCGGCGGCCUCGGCCACUUUGCCGUGCUCUUCGCCAAGGCCCUCGGCGCCGACGACAUUGUCGGCAUCUCGCGCAGGGCCAGCAAGAAGCAGGAGGCCCUCGACCUCGGCUGCACGGAUUACAUUGCCACCGCCGACGACGAGGGCUGGGAGACCAAGAACGCGCGCAGGCUGGAUCUCAUCAUCUGCACCGUGUCGUCCGCCAAGAUGCCCUUUGCCGGAUACAUCGGUCUCCUCCGGCUGGACGGCACGCUUGUGCAGGUCGGUCUUCCCGAGGGCGAGCUGCCGUUUCGCCCUGGCGUCCUCACCGGGGCGCGACGCCGUAUCGCCGGCUCCGGCAUCGGCUCGCCCAGUGAGAUCAGAGAGAUGCUGCAGCUGGCUGUCGACAAGGACGUCAAGCCGUGGGUGGAGGAGCGGCCCAUGUCCGAUGCGAACCAGGCCCUUGUUGAUUUCGAGGCCGGCAAGCCACGGUUCCGCUACGUUCUGACAAACUAG
This is a messenger RNA of Verticillium dahliae VdLs.17, 801 nucleotides long. RefSeq lists its product as uncharacterized. The record is from RefSeq and is a predicted model, not a curated record. Lineage: Eukaryota; Fungi; Ascomycota; Sordariomycetes; Glomerellales; Plectosphaerellaceae. The transcript is spliced from 2 exons. Gene Ontology annotation, molecular function: alcohol dehydrogenase (NADP+) activity. The coding region runs from base 1 to 801 and encodes 266 amino acids. Gene Ontology annotation, biological process: alcohol metabolic process.